Molecule: messenger RNA, 1990 nt
Organism: Hyposmocoma kahamanoa
Lineage: Eukaryota; Metazoa; Arthropoda; Insecta; Lepidoptera; Cosmopterigidae
Product: beta-hexosaminidase subunit beta-like
Exons: 1
Coding region: 46-1527 (493 amino acids)
Biological process (GO): glycosaminoglycan metabolic process; ganglioside catabolic process; carbohydrate metabolic process
Cellular component (GO): membrane
Molecular function (GO): beta-N-acetylhexosaminidase activity
Source: RefSeq, a predicted model, not a curated record
AAAUACGAUGGUUCGACUCUCGGCAGAGUCUGGCCCAGACCACAAAUGCAGGUAAAACACAAAGAUUUGUAUACUUACGAUCUACAGCAAUUUAAAGUUAAGAUUACGCAUGGCACAUGCCCAUUACUGACUGCAGCUAUUAAUCGGUGCAUGUUCAAUAUAAAAAGACUUCAAAAGUUAAUAAAGAAGGGUGCCAACAAUUCGGAGAUAAAAACUGGUAACACCAAAAUUAAGGGACCGAUACAGAAACUACAAGUGGCGCUAACUAAUGAGUGCGAAGAGUAUCCACAGCUUGGUAUGGAAGAAGCCUACACCCUCACCGUAUCGGCAAAAUCCAGGCUAAAAAGCGCUUCAAUUUGGGGCAUCAUUAGAGGCCUAGAAACAUUUUCACAACUGUUUUUCCUAGCCGCUGACUACAGGCAAAUAUGCGUAUAUAAAACUGACAUCCACGACUACCCGCGUUAUUUGCACCGCGGUCUUUUAAUCGACACUUCAAGGCAUUAUCUUUCUCUGCCAUACAUUUUUUUGACAAUAAAAGCGUUGGCUAUCAAUAAAAUGAACGUAUUUCAUUGGCACAUGAAGAAUGAUCAAAGCUUGCCUUAUCAGAGGAAAGUUUCACCUAAAUUAAAUCAGAAAGGUGCAUUUAACUCAUCAUCGGUCUACACGAACAAAGACAUCUUAAAUGUAAUCAAAUACGCUCGAGAAAGGGGUGUUCGUGUCAUACCUGAAUACGUUCCAUCACACGCUCAUUCGUGGAGUCAUGCAUAUCCAAAUAUAACAGCAGAAUGCAAUAGAGAAAACCAAAGUAAUAUUACCUCGGGAACUAUGAACCCGAUCAACGAUACCACUUACAAACUGAUUGGACGUCUAUUUCAUAAAGUACAGACCUUGUUCAAGGACAAACAUUUUCAUCUCGGUGGGGCCGAAAUUGAUUUUCCCUGUUGGGAAUCCAAUCCUAUAAUAAAUAAAUACUUGAAAGACAACAACCUGAAAAGUCGUGAUCUUUUGGCAAAGUUUUAUCUAAAUAUUUCCUCACUGCUACGAAAUGAUACAGCACCUAUAGUUUGGCAAGAUGUUUUCGAUAACGGCGUGCCUUUAAACUUAGAUACUAUAGUGCAUGUGUGGAAAGAUGAUACUAAAGAUAUGUUGCGACCUAUGCUACAGGGAUACCAAGUACUGUAUUCAUCAAAAUGGUACUUGAACAAAUCGAACGAUUUCGAUGACUUCUACAGAACAGAUCUUCGAAAGAUGAUAACGAAUAUCACAAAUAAAGCUUGGAUUACCAAGCUUGUAAUCGGAGGAGAGGCUUGUAUGUGGAGAGAGAAGGUGGAUGAUAAACAUUUAAUGACUCAAGUGUGGCCUCGAACCUGCGCUGUAGCGGAAAGGCUUUGGAGCAAUGUGGAGUCUCACAAAUUGUCCAUAGUACCAGCAGGGGUAAAAUAUAGACUCAAUGAUCAUGUUUGUCAUAUGAUACGACGCGGGAUCCCCUUAAAUCCACUGGAAGGUUAUGGAACUUGUUUGCGUUAAAUUUACUUAUGUAUAUGCGUAAAUAUUGAUUUGUACAAUUUAUGAUUUAAAAUUUUAUGCAAAGUUUUUUUUAGAAAUGGACCAACUAAAAUAGUAUAAUAUUACGCUUGUUUAAUUAUAUACCUCAUUUUGUUCUUCGUUAUAAGUUUUAAUAACCUGGAAUGGAUUUGCUAGAUUAUAAGUAAUGUACAUUUUUAUUACACAUAAUGCGUUCCGUCACAACAGCGAUAAUAUAAUUUAUAUAACGAACUAGCUUGAGCCCGCGAAUUCGUUUAAGCAAAAUUAACUCAAUACCUGGCGGGUCAACUUUGCCUCUUCACGUAGUAUUGGUAUGGAAAGCAUUAAAAACAAUCUACUUAUAAAUCGAUAAAUCAUUUCCCCUCCCCUACAUCCUUUUUACGAGUACUUUUGAUAAAAACUUAUAAAGCGUGUUUGAAAGUACACCAAAUAUAUUUUAGCAAUC